UAAAGAAAGAAGAAGGAAGAGAAGAUUGAAAAAAGGAAAGGGAGAUUGGUCGUUGGUCUAAGAUAGUUGUCACCGCCACCAUCUCCCUAUUUCCAUAAUUAAUAACCAAACCAAUUCAAAUCAAACCAAAUCAAACUGGAAACUAAAGAUUUAUCUUCCUUCUUUUAAUUAUUAAAACCUCUCUAAAUCCCUUCAUAACCUUUUUAUUAUUAUUAUUCAGGGUGGUUUUUUGACUUAAAACACACAUACACACUCAAAAAACCUCACUGAUCCAUCCUCCUUAUUAGAUAUUUAUCAUUAUUACCUGAAUUGGAAUACCUGAAUUGUUAUUUUCUGUUUCCAAGUACAUAUAUAUAUAUAUAAGCUAAUGGAAGCGAUAGUAGAACUGGUAGAGUUAUCGGAAUCGAUGCGGCAGGCGGCUGCUUUACUUAAUGACGAAGAUAUAAUAGUUGAUGAUCAAAAUCAAAAUCAAAAUUCAAGACGUGGUCGUGGCGUUGGUUCCACUUUUUUAAAUGUUGUUGCUCUUGGUAACACGGGUGCAGGAAAAUCGGCGGUUUUGAACAGUUUAAUUGGACAUCCUGUUUUGCCGACUGGUGAAGGUGGGGCUACCCGUGCGCCUAUAUGUAUCGACUUAAAUAGGGAUGAAAAUCUAAGCAACAAAGCAAUUGUUUUGCAGAUUGAUAAUAAAUCCCAAUCGGUGUCUGCAAGUGCUCUUCUGCGUUCUUUACAAGACAGACUUACUAAAACUUCAAGCAAGAGCCGUGAUGAAAUAUAUCUGAAGCUUAAAACGAGUACAGCUCCUCCUUUAAAGUUGAUUGAUCUGCCUGGAGCUGAGAAAGGAAAUCUUGAUGAUUCUUUGAGUGAAUACGCUCAACACAAUGAUGCAAUUUUGUUGGUUGUAAUACCAGCUGCUCAGGCACCAGAAGUUUCCUCUGCUAAAGCUCUGAAAAUUGCGAAGGAAUAUGAUGGGGAAUGUACAAGGACGAUUGGUGUUAUAAGCAAAGUUGACCAGGCAUCUGCAGAUCCUAAAGUCCUUGCUGCUUGUCAAGCACUUCUUUUGGGUCAAGGGCCUCGAAGUGCAGCCGAUAUUCCUUGGGUUGCUCUGAUUGGUAAGUCAGUUUCCAUUGCUUCAGCACAGUCAGGAAGUGUGGGAUCUGAUAACUCGUUAGAAACUGCUUGGCGGGCCGAGAGUGAAAGCUUAAAAUCUAUAUUGACCGGAGCUCCUCAAAGUAAGCUUGGUAGAUUAGCUUUGGUUGAAACUCUAGCUCAUCGAAUCCGUAGCCGUAUGAAAAUCAGGCUUCCAAGCCUUUUAUCAGGGCUUCAGGGAAAAUCUCAGAUUGUGCAAGAUGAAUUGGUAAGGCUCGGAGAAUCUAUGGUUAGUAGUUCUGAAGGUACAAGGGCUUUGGCUUUGGAACUUUGCCGUGAAUUUGAGGACAAAUUUCUUCAACAUAUCAUGACCGGAGAGGGUAGUGGGUGGAAAGUGGUGGCAAGUUUCGAAGGUAACUUUCCUAAUAGAAUCAAGCAGCUUCCUCUAGACAGACAUUUUGAUAUAAAUAACGUCAAGAGGAUUGUGCUAGAAGCAGAUGGUUACCAACCUUAUCUUAUAUCUCCAGAAAAAGGACUGCGGUCUUUGAUAAAAACUGUAUUAGAGAUGGCGAAAGAACCAUCACGUCUUUGUGUUGAUGAGGUUCAUCGUGUGCUUGUUGAUAUAGUUUCAGCGUCAGCAAAUGCUACACCUGGGCUUGGUAGAUAUCCUCCUUUUAAGAGAGAGGUUGUUGCAAUUGCUACUACUGCAUUGGAGAGUUUUAAGAACGAUGCAAAGAAAAUGGUUGUUGCACUUGUUGAUAUGGAGCGUGCGUUUGUUCCACCCCAGCACUUUAUUCGUUUGGUUCAGAGAAGGAUGGAUAGGCAGAAGAGAGAGGAGGAGAUUAAGAACAAAUCAUCCAAGAAGGCGGUGGAGGCAGAACAAUCCUUACAAAAUAGGUCAGCUAGUCCUCAAACAGGAGGGAACUUAAAAUCAUUGAAGGAUAACAAGCAAGACAAGGAUCCACAGGAGGGUCCUGUUCUAAAAGUGGCAGGACCUGAUGGGGAGAUAACAGCAGGAUAUCUGCUGAAGAAAAGCUCAAAAUCUGAUGGGUGGAGCAAAAAGUGGUUCGUCUUGAAUGAAAAGACUGGGAAGCUAGGGUACACUACAAAACAAGAAGAGAGACACUUUCGUGGUGUGAUCAAUCUGGAGGAAUGCAAUAUAGAAGAAGUUGAAGAAGAUGAACCCCCGGCCAAGAGUUCGAAGGAUAAAAAGUCAAAGGUGGAAGAAAAAACACCCAGUCUAGCGUUCAAGAUAACAAGCAAGGUUGCUUACAAGACCGUAUUAAAAGCUCACAGUGCUGUUGUGUUGAAGGCUGAGAGCGUUGCAGAAAAAAUCGAGUGGUUGAACAAAUUGAGAACUAUAAUUGGUGCCAAAGGAGGUCAAGUAAUCUCGAAGACAGAUGGUCUGCCUAUGCGACAUAGUCAGUCAGAAGGAUCUCUUGAUACGAUGGUGAGAAAACCUGCAGACCCGGAGGAAGAACUUCGUUGGAUGGCUCAGGAAGUACGUGGUUAUGUUGAAGCUGUUUUGAACAGUCUUGCAGCAAAUGUUCCAAAGGCAGUUGUAUUAUGCCAAGUGGAAAAAGCGAAAGAAGACAUGCUCAAUAAGCUUUACAGUUCUGUUAGCUCCCAGAGUACGCCGAGGAUUGAAGAGCUGCUUCAAGAGGAUGGUAAUGUUAAGCGCAGAAGAGAGAGAGUUCAGAAGCAAUCUUCCUUGCUCUCCAAACUCACCAGGCAAUUAAGCAUUCAUGACAACCGUGCAGCUGCAGCAUCUGGCAUGUCCAAUGGUACUAGUCCCGCAGAGAGUCCAAGAAGUAGUGGACCGUCAUCAGGUGAUGACUGGAGAUCUGCUUUUGAUGGUGCUGCGAAUGGACCUUCAAACUUCAGCUCAAAGUCGUCCAAUGGCCACAGCCGCAGGAAUAGCGACCCUACUGAGAAUGGCGAUGUGGGCUCUAGCAGUCGCCGCACUCCAAAUCGGUUGCCACCAGCUCCACCUGGUUCUGGAUCUGGUUAUAGAUAUUAGAUUGAUUAUUAGUUCAAAGGAAAUGAAAUUUUAUUGGAGUGGGUGGGUUUGCUCAUUCCUGAUCUGGUAUACCCUCGUGAUCUGGAAUAUAGCAUGCUUUUGUAGAGUUAAGCUUGUUUUGUAGUCAUGUCUUGUAGUUUGUGGAUCGGGGUGUGUUUUAAUUCUCAUUGCCAUUUUGUUGAUCA
Erigeron canadensis is the source of this 3291-nucleotide messenger RNA. RefSeq names its product dynamin-2A-like. The record is from RefSeq and is a predicted model, not a curated record. NCBI's taxonomy places the organism in Eukaryota, Viridiplantae, Streptophyta, Magnoliopsida, Asterales, Asteraceae. Gene Ontology annotation, cellular component: membrane; microtubule; cytoplasm. The coding region runs from base 368 to 3106 and encodes 912 amino acids. The transcript is spliced from 22 exons. Gene Ontology annotation, molecular function: GTP binding; GTPase activity; microtubule binding.